This is a messenger RNA of Wasmannia auropunctata (little fire ant), 1847 nucleotides long. It is a transcript of the gene thoc6, whose product is annotated as THO complex subunit 6 homolog. Lineage: Eukaryota; Metazoa; Arthropoda; Insecta; Hymenoptera; Formicidae. The record is from RefSeq and is a predicted model, not a curated record. Gene Ontology annotation, molecular function: protein binding. Gene Ontology annotation, cellular component: THO complex; transcription export complex. Bases 541 to 1536 code for a protein of 331 amino acids. Gene Ontology annotation, biological process: mRNA export from nucleus. The transcript has 5 exons.
CGUAACGUGACAAAGGUUAUCGCAUUUGUACGCAUUUGUGUUAUCAACGCGAUUACGUCGAAGUUUUUUCCCUCAGAAUUACUUUUCGUUCCGCAUAUGAAACGCGUCAUCGUUUUUCAUUGAUUGCGUGACAUCUGCUUAUUGUUAGAUAAGAAACGUUGAUGUUUUCCAAAUUAAAAUUCACGGAACGUGGUUCGACGCGCGAGAUCUUUCGAGCUUCUUUUCUCGCACGUAGUGAGAUAUUUCUUUAAAGCGAAAUUUAGUUUUGUUGUUAAAAGAUUUUCGAUUCUCAAAAAUGAUGAGAAUAUCUAUUGGUUUCUGUGCAGAACCACAGUAGUGUAAAUUGUAAUGUUUUCUUAACCUAAAAAUAUCUCAGAGGUAAACAUCAGAGUCGGCUUCACGCUUUGAAUGGUCUAAUCUUAUUUGUAAAACCGAAAGACUGUGUAAAAAAAGCUAUUAAAUCGGAGGUUCUUAAAUGAUCAAAUAUUAGGCAGAAAGGCACAUUGAUUGUGUGUUUGUACGUGAUAAAUUGUGGACAAAAUGAUAGAACCGACUGACAAGAAGUUACUUUACAACACCGUACUGUCACAGACAUUCUCACCCGAUGGAAAUUAUCUUUUGGCUGGCAACAUUUAUGGGGACGUUUCAAUAUUUGAUCUGUCGAAGGCCUUAGGGCCCAACAAAGUGGAGGAGAAUGAGUUACAAGGACCUAGUUGUCGCUUUGCCGCGCACCCUGAUCAGGAAGUCGCAUGUAUGGUCUCUGUGGAGAAUUUCCUUGUGACAGGCACACGUGGUGAAAUAUCAGGAUGGGACUGGAAGGCAGUUACAUCAAAUAAAGCUCCCAAGAGUAAAGUUUGUUGGAAUAUACAAAUUCCUGCUAAUAAAGACAGUUAUGAUAAACCAGAUAUAAAUUAUAUGGUGUAUUCAAAAAUGAAUAAUUUACUGUAUGUUGGCUGUGGUGAUAAUAAUAUUUACAUCAUAAACUUAGAGAACAGAAAAAUUCUGAGAAGCAUGCAAGGCCACACUGAUUAUAUACACUGCCUUGCUCUAAUGGAUAAUCAGCUUGCGUCCUGUAGCGAGGACGGUUCUGUGAGAUUAUGGGAUUUGCGCAAAAGAGAGAACACUAAUAUAUUAACGCCUCAUUUAGUAGACAAAGUCGCGCGACCACGAUUCGGAAAAUGGAUUGGUGCUGUUGAUUUCACAGAAGACUGGUUGCUGUGUGGCGGUGGGCCCAGUUUGUCAUUGUGGCACGUGCGAACGAUGGAGGUAGCGACAGUUUUCGAUCUGGCCGAUCAAGGAAUUCAUGUAGCAGAGAUCUACGAGGAACGCGUGAUUGCUGGCGGCACGACCGAUCAUGUCCAUCACAUGACAUAUCAAGGCGAGGUUCUAGCCAAAGUUCCUACUUCGAGUCUCACAGUCUAUAGUAUAGUGCACCAGGAAACGCCACAUAAGGUGCUUAGCGUGGCUGGCUCCUCAAACUGUAUUGACAUUAGUACAAACUACAAUUACCGCGAAAUGACGCUCAAGUUUGCAUAAUAAUUAUUAGAAGGAAUUGUAUUAUUACAAAAGGAAAUUUGAUUUUUCAAUAAUUGUUUUUUUCAAAUAAUUUAGAUGGGUGGAAUACAUAAUUGGAUUGAUAUUUGCGAUUUUUUAAAUAAAUAUAUUAAUAAAGUGUACAUUUUUUAUACGAUACAAUUCGUCUUUAUACAAAUAUACAAGCGAUAUUUAUACGAUGAAAUGCAAAGAUAGAUAUACAUAUAUUUAUAAUUAUCCUUAUAAUUGUACUUUUAUAUUGCCUUCUUUUCCUUAAAAAAAUAUAUAAUAAACAAUAUGAAAGUUCAUCUGUA